GUUUAUGUUUAUUUUAUUUCAAGCAAUAUUUUGUAUUAAUUUAUCAGUUGUUUCUGUACCUGUGUCGCUUUUAUCCAGAGACUGAAACAGUCACGUGGUUUUCAGCUGACUGUGAUGUCGAACGUCAUAGAUCACGUGUUCAUGGCUUCGAAUCUUCGGCGUCGAAUGUAAACAUCUGUUCUUUCGAAUCUUUUCAAAACGCGUUCGAUUUCGUAUAACCGCGCUCCAGCGGACUCUUUCCCGGCAGUAAAGCGUGGACACGGAGACGCACUGUGAGGGUGUAACGCUGGAGAACAUGUUACUCCUCCUACCAGCAUGAGAAGAAGACGCGCCUCAGACAGGAGGAACUAACGUUACUUCAGCUGAGCUCCUGAUGACAGCCUGCUGUAAAGAUGGAGUUUAUUAAAGAGGAGACUGAGAACACAAGUGCUCCUGAACCCUGCAGAAUUAAACAAGAAGAUACUGAGGAACAAAUAGACCUGAUGGAAGCGAAUGAAGUGGAGGAGAAGCAGCAUCAGCAUCACUUCACAGCUGGAGACAAAUCAGGAGGCAAAAAUUAUUUCAUCUGCCCGCAGUGCGGAAAGAGUUUCCCACAUAAAGGAGACCUUAAUAAACACAUACGGAUCCACACCGGAGAGAGACCGUUCAUGUGCAUUCAGUGUGAAAAGAGUUUUACGCAGAAAGCAAACCUUAACAGACACCUGCGCGUUCACUCUGGAGAAAAGCCCUUCACGUGUCCUCAGUGCGGACGGAGCUUCACGUCCACCAGCAUCCUCAAACACCAUCUGCGCUCUCACUCCGGAGUGAAGUCGUUCAGCUGCGAUCAGUGCGACAAGAAUUUUAUUUUAGCCAAACUGUUGAAAAGACAUCUGAAGACGCAUGCAAACCAGAAGCCGCACUUGUGCUCUUUCUGCGGGAAGAGUUUUUCACAAUUGGACUAUUUUGUCGAGCACCAGAAAAUGCAUAUCGGUGGGAGACCUCAUAAAUGCUCCGAGUGUGGAAAUGCCUUUAAUACGGCCGAUUCCUUGAGACGACAUCAGAGGAUUCAUACCGGAGAGAAACCGUACAUUUGCUCACAUUGUGGAAAGGGUUUCAUUCAGUCGGGACAUUUGAGAGCGCAUGAGAGAUUGCAUACAGGAGAGAAGCCGUAUCAGUGCUGUUCAUGUGAGAGGAGCUUCACACAUUCAAGUAAACUAUUGACUCAUGUUAGAAAGCGUUGUCCGAAGUUGUUGUCCAUCACUUUAAAGGAAUAGUUCACCCAAGAAUAAAAAUUUGCUGAAAAAAUAAUCACUCUCAGGGCAUUCAAGAUUAGGAUGAGUUUGUUUCUACAUCAGAUUUGGAGAAAUGUAGCAUUGCAUCAGU
Messenger RNA from Cyprinus carpio (common carp), 1362 nucleotides. RefSeq lists its product as uncharacterized. Gene Ontology annotation, biological process: regulation of transcription by RNA polymerase II. The record is from RefSeq and is a predicted model, not a curated record. Lineage: Eukaryota; Metazoa; Chordata; Actinopteri; Cypriniformes; Cyprinidae. Gene Ontology annotation, molecular function: DNA-binding transcription factor activity; RNA polymerase II cis-regulatory region sequence-specific DNA binding.